ACGGCUCAACCUAGCAGAACAUUCGUAGACUCCAUUUAGUGGCACAUACCGCGAAGUGACGCCUCUUCAGCCUGUCCGUGACCAGGAGACCGGCGUGUUGUGCAUCUUUAGAUCGCUCCUUCCUUCCCUAUCCCUUCGUAGCUAUAUUCACACAGAUUCUGUGUAUCAGAUACUCCUCCUGUUUAAGUUAUCUGUAUCUUUAUGAAGGGCUCACGGCUACUUCUUAAUGGGAAAUCAAUCAUCAAGUGACCCAGAACAGCUCAGCAUGUCGAAGGAGUUUGUUGAAGCCACUAUCCGCGACAACAAAGUGGUGGUGUUCUCCAAGACCUACUGCCCAUACUGCAAGAUGGCCAAACAGCAACUCAACAAGUACAAGGGGAAGUACAAGGAGGAACCUUUGAUUAUUGAAAUUGAGAAUCGCAAAGACUGCGAGCAGAUCCAGGCUAUCUUGGGGAAGAUCACUGGAGGUCGAACAGUUCCCCGUGUCUUCAUCAAUGGCAAGUGCAUCGGUGGAGGCAGCGAGACCAAGGCUGCAGAGGAUUCUGGGCAGCUGAAGGUGAUGCUGAGUGAUGCUGGGGCCAUCUAGUCCAACCUGACAAGAUUUUAGUGCCUGAGAGCACAAGCUAGCACGCACCAAUGACCUUCUAUACCUAGAUCAGUAAUUUUGUGUUGUGAUUUUGAUAUACGUUUUCUACAAUGAUGUAGAAAUUAGUGAUGCAUAAGCAAACACAGGCAGAUUUAAGCAUCAACAAAUACUUUUCAUAGACUUCUCUCUAGAAAAAAAAAAUUCUGAAUCUUAUGGUAUCUACUUCUUACUUGUUUGACAAAACAAUUCCUCUGGACAAAUCAAUAGCUUGAUAACCUACAAAGCACUGAAAUAGAUUUUUGGUGUGACAUGCAAAACAGACCAAUCAUGUUGCCACUACAAAACAACAAAAAAUUCACAAAAGAAGGUGUUGAAGACAACUGAUGCAUAACUUUUAUUGAACUUGUUAUUCCUCUCUACAUACAUCUAGCUUUGUUAACAUUGUUAUAUGCAGAGCAUGCUAUUCUGUUGCCAAAGUAAAAUAACAUUGUUUUUAGUUAGAACAGAACAAGGUGUAACAAAGAAAACAAAUGUUAGAGGAACAAAAUCUUAAAAUAGAGAAAAAAAUCCAGUUUCAGAAUGAUGAUGACCAGUUUAAAAGAUGGUGCAAGAAUGAUCAGUGCUAGAUACUUUUCCAUUAUCUAGUUCACUUUCUUAUUCCUCACCUAUACCCGUAAAAAUAUUGUGUCCAUUUUAAAGACAUGCAAACACUGACACUGGAAAAAUCUCUUUAAAAAAACUGAAACAGAGCAAUUUACAGUCAUAAGGUAACAUGCUAAACCCAUCACAAAGCAUGGAAUGUUUGUCACAAAUAUUGUUCCUGACUGUAAAAUAAUAAUGUUUUACUACUGAAAAGUUAUAUGUU
This is a messenger RNA of Branchiostoma floridae (Florida lancelet), 1451 nucleotides long. Its product is annotated as glutaredoxin-like. Gene Ontology annotation, cellular component: cytoplasm. The record is from RefSeq and is a predicted model, not a curated record. Gene Ontology annotation, molecular function: glutathione disulfide oxidoreductase activity. Gene Ontology annotation, biological process: cellular response to oxidative stress. NCBI's taxonomy places the organism in Eukaryota, Metazoa, Chordata, Leptocardii, Amphioxiformes, Branchiostomatidae. The coding region runs from base 227 to 586 and encodes 119 amino acids. The transcript is spliced from 5 exons.